This is a messenger RNA of Guyanagaster necrorhizus, 1108 nucleotides long. RefSeq names its product Ribokinase-like protein. Gene Ontology annotation, biological process: metabolite repair. The annotation marks the transcript as partial. The transcript is spliced from 6 exons. The record is from RefSeq and is a predicted model, not a curated record. Gene Ontology annotation, molecular function: ATP-dependent NAD(P)H-hydrate dehydratase activity. Lineage: Eukaryota; Fungi; Basidiomycota; Agaricomycetes; Agaricales; Physalacriaceae.
CAUGUCAGUACCUCGUGGAAUAUUGGAACAGCUGAAACAGCUGAUACCACCACUUAAUGGUACACUUCACAAGGGCCAAUCUGGCCGAGUCGGUGUCCUUGGCGGCGCUUUAGACUAUACCGGCGCCCCUUUUUUUGCAUCAAUCACAGCGCUGCGCUUUGGCGCUGAUUUAUCCCAUGUAAUAUGCUCGCCGACUGCGGCUGGAGCUAUCAAAUCGUACUCUCCAGAUCUGAUCGUGCAUCCAAUACUUUCCCCAGAUUCGACAACCGACCACAUCAAGUCUGAAUUGUCUUCCCUUCUCUCCCGUCUCCAUGUUCUAGUUAUCGGCCCUGGGCUCGGUCGAGAGUCAUACAUGCUCGACUAUGCAAAACUGGCACUCAACUUGGCACGCUCACAAGAGAUGUUUAUCGUGCUUGAUGCAGAUGCUCUAUUCAUGGUUGGUCAGGACAUCUCUUUGAUCAAGGGGUACCAUCGUGCCGUUGUCACGCCCAAUGUCGUCGAAUUCAAACGUCUCAGUGAGCAGGUCGGUGUGGAUCCAAAGACCCCUGCGGGAGAGCGGGCAGGCAUGGUAUCGCGUGAGCUUGGUGGAGUUACGGUAUUGCAGAAGGGAGCAAAAGAUAUCAUAUCUGUUGACACGACCGGUGACAAAGCCGGUGCUACCUCGAAUUCCAAAGAAACAGUGGAGAUUGGCGUUGAAGGUGGGAUGAAGAGAUGUGGUGGGCAAGGUGACAUCCUCAGUGGCGCUGUGGGCACGAUGUUGGCUUGGGCAAAGUGCUAUGAAGAUGGAGCUUUCGGAGACAGGAAACUUCCAAUAUCGCGUAUGCCUCUUCUAGCAGCUAUCGGCGGUAGUAUGGUCACUCGAACCGCAAGUCGCCGAGCGUAUUCGCGGCAAGGCCGGAGUGUCGUCACUGAGGAUAUGAUCUCAGAGGUCGGCCCUUCAUUCGCAGAGGUUUUCGGAGAAAGCAACCAAGGAAAGCUGUAGGAUUUGGAAUAUGACCAUUUUGUAUGAAUAUAUGUGCGUUAGGGAAAUAGCAUUACAAGUCUAGAUCUAGCUUCUCAGUCUACAGCUCACAUCGAUGACCAAGUACUUAGUGACAGCAGAAAAGUU